Molecule: messenger RNA, 3786 nt
Organism: Vidua chalybeata
Lineage: Eukaryota; Metazoa; Chordata; Aves; Passeriformes; Viduidae
Product: tumor necrosis factor ligand superfamily member 10-like
Exons: 5
Coding region: 60-1061 (333 amino acids)
Biological process (GO): immune response
Cellular component (GO): membrane
Molecular function (GO): tumor necrosis factor receptor binding
Source: RefSeq, a predicted model, not a curated record
CGUCCGUCCGUCCCGCCGCGCUCGGGCCCGGGGCAGCGGGACCGGGACCGGGCCGGGCCAUGGCCCCGCACCCGCCCAGCGCCGGGCAGUACCUGCGCUCCGACAGCGGCGGCUCCGACACGCCUAUGCUGGCCGAGGGUCCCGCUGCCGGGCCCGUUCCCUGUGACUGUCCCGGUCCCGGUGCCGGUCCGGACGGCGGCCCCGGUGCGGCGCGGGGGCAGCGGCGGCGGCGAUGCGGGCCGCUGUGGGGUAGCGUGGCCGUCAUGGCUAUCCUGGCGCUGCAGAUCGCCUCCACCACCGGCCUCUUCGUCUACUUCACCAUGGCCAUCUCCAAGCUGAAAUCCCAGGCUCUGGGCAAUGUGGAGGAGCUGCGGUGUCUGCAGGUGCUCAAUCAGCAGCCUGAGGGCUCCAGCCUGGAGAAGCUGAGCAGCAGCCAGGGCUGCCUCAAGCUGGCCAGCACCAUCAAAGCCUAUGUGGCCACGGUGACCGAGGACAUCAUCCGCAGGAGCAUGGUGAAGGAGGCCUGGCGGAGCUACUUCAACACCUCGGAGGGACAACUUCCUCCCAAAAUAGCUGGGAAACCCUCAGCACAUCUCACCCUCCGCCCACAGAACCUGGCUCAGGAUGGACGCUCCCAGCGCUCCGGGAAUCUCUCCCAGUCGUGCCGCCAUGCCAUCACGCACUGGGGGCACAGCAGCCUCCUCUCCCACGUGCAGAACAUGACGUACCGGGCCGGGCGGCUGCGCGUGGAACAGCCAGGCAAGUACUACGUGUACUCACAGAUCUACUUCCGCUACCGCGGUGCCAGCCGCGACUCAGGCCCUCAGCUCGUGCAGUGCAUCCAGUGGCAGCCAGCCCACAGCCCGCCCGUGCUGCUGCUCAAGGGCGUGGGCACCAAGUGCUGGGCACCCGAGGCUGACUACGGGCUCCACGCGCUCUACCAGGGGGGACUCUUUGAGCUCAAGGCUGGGGACGAGCUCUUCGUCUCCGUCUCCUCCUUGGCCAUCGACUCCAGUGACGCAGCAGCCAGUUACUUUGGGGCCUUUCGGCUCGACCUGUGACACCCCCUCCGCUCCCACCUGGCCCCUGGACAGUGGCCAAUGGCCCGGGGUGGCGCAGGGCUCUUAUGGCUGCCUUGUCCUUUGUGGUGAGGGAUGAGCCAAGAAGGGCACAGGGGUGGCUGCCCACAGGGCCCUGCUGUGCUCCGUGCCACCCUCCACGUGGGAGGCAGCUGUGAACCAGGAAGGGUCUCCGAGGGCCUACAGGGGACAUGCAGGAGGAGGGACAUCCUAGCUCUGGUGGCACAGAACCUCCCAACGGCUCCCUGCAGCAGGAAAGGCACCAGGGCCACACCUGCCACUGCAAGACAGAGUGUCCCCAUGGCAGGGUGAAACCCAUGAGUCUGACCCCACCUUGAGCAGGGCUGUGGGUGCCAGGACCUGGGGCUGGAAGCACCCUGGGACACAGGGCUGGCACUCCUGGGGCACACGUUGUGGGGAUGGGUGCAGUGUCCGCCUCUGGAAGGGAAUGAAGGCAUUUCAGUUUGGGAGAUGAAAGCCUGGGACAACAGCACCGGUGGUUGCAGGGAGGGCAAAGGGCAGGACCGUGACACCGCAGCAGUCACCAGUCCUGGCACCACACCCAGCACGUGGCACCGGGGCACGUGGUGACUGAGCCAGGCUGCACAGGACCAGGAGCUCAGCAUGGCUGCUGACGCAGCACCUCUUCCCGUGUGGAUUUCGUCCCGCCCAGCCCUCAUGGACAGCACAGUCCCCACUUCCUCACACCUCCAGCCCUGGCAAUCCCUGCAGGAUUCCAGCUCUGGGUGAGCCCCAUGGUCACAGCAAGACCUUGGAGGGACCAAACCAGCCCUUGGGUGAUGUGAUGGAGCCACUCCAGAGGCCAAAGGUGGGUUCAGGCAGGGCAGAGCAGGGCCCAGCUGGCUCAGCCCAUGGACACUGGGUGGGCACAGCCCCCUUUUCCAACUCUCCCUGUACUCUCUGUAUCCUACUAAGACUGGGGGGAUUUACACAGUGGCAGCCUGGGCUGCCACAGGCAUGGGGCUCCCAGGGAGGAUGGAAUAAAGCCUUGUACUCCAGCACAGGUCUGGCCCCUUUGAACCAGGGUGGGCCUGGACAGGGUGGGCCUGGAGCCAGGUGGAGCAGGGCUGGGCCACUGCCAGAGCCCAGCAAAGUCUCCUGCUCGUCCUGCACCCACAGCACCUCCAGGGGCUCUGCAGCUGCCAGCCCCCAUGGGCACCCAAGGUAGUCCCAAGGGGAUGUGUUCCUGCUUCUCAACCCGGAGCCUUCAUUCCCAUUGGGCUCAGCUCCUGCAGAGACCCCAUGAGAUCUGAGCCCAUCCCAGCUCCUCCCCUGCACCCAUCAGCUCCCAGGGGGUCCCAGUGCUCCUCCUCUUUGAGUUUGGGAUUGCUGAGCCCAGCCCAGGACACAGCCAGUCCUGACUCUUGGCCCUCCACAUCCAGCCAGGGCUGGGGGCUGAGCCAGGCAGUUCCCACAUCACCCCCACUCCCAGCUGCUGGGCAUUCCCACUCUCCAGCCCCCAUCCCCUGCAGGCUCCCAAUCCAGGGGGGUUGGACAACCCCCACAGGACACGGUGCCACCCUGGCACCUGCACACAAGCAGCUGGACCGGCCCCAAUGCAAGGGAAGAUUCCCCAGCUCAUCCAGAAUCUCCAAAAGCUCAUCCAAAGCCAGAGAUCACCAAGAGCCACCUCCUGCAGCCUCCAGGGGGGUGACAGGGCUGAUCCCUCCAUGGCAGGGCUGCAGUCCCAUUUCCCCAGUCCCCUUGGAGGGAUGGAGGGAGCUGAGCCGAGCCUUGGCUCUGCAGCACUUGGUCCUGGAGCACGCUGGGCUCUUACCCAAAGCAAAAAAAGCACUCCAAACUCCUCCAUUCUAAAACCAUCCCUUUUCCUCCACCUCUCAUCCCCCUCCUGCUGUCCCAACCACCUCGGUGACCCAAAUCAGGGCUCUUGAGGUCUUCAGGUCUCAAACACCCCCAGGAGCACUGAGCUUAUCCCACCUCUGGCAGCAGCCUUGGGAGAGCAGGGCUGAAGCAGGGAGCUGGGGCUACAGGAAACGCAGCAGGUGGUUCCAAGAUUUCCUUUGAAAGGGAGUUGAACAUGGACACGGCCCAAGGGGGCCAGCAGAGGCUGUGUUUGCCAUGGAGGAAGCAGGGAAAGCAGUGAGUGGGGAGAGCUGGGCUCGGCACCAGCGGGCAAUGGCCCACCCUGCUUUCCUGGAAAGGAGAAGGCUCAUGGGUGGGUGGAUGGGAGAAGGAGAACUCCAGCAGCAUCAGGGCAAAGGGCAGCCUCACCCUGUCUGGGGAGAGCCCAGCUGGAAUUCCUCACUGAGAGGAAGUGGCACAGGUUACCCCGAGAGCUUCAGCCCAUGCGGCCCCUCUGCCUCCUCCAUGGUCCUCCCUGUCCCAGUGCUUCCAGCAGAAGGGCUGGACACCCCCAGCCUGGCCAGGGCUGGGCUCCCACCUGGACAAGUGGAUUGGCCACCAGCAGGAGAACCCAGCAGCAUGAAAACCCAGCCUCCACAAAAACUGCCUGAGGCACCUGUGCCAAUAGUACCUGUCCCAGGAUGUGCUCCAGGAAAGAAAGAACCAAGUGUGGAAAGACCUGGAUGAGGACACACCACUUUUCUCUGACUAAGGAAACAAAAUCUGCCGUGCAAAUGGAGCAAAGUACUGAAGAUUUCUCAUACAACUUUUCUGUUGUUGUUAAAAUUGUUUAUUAGAAAUUACAACUCACUAUUUUAACGUG